GGAGGCCGCCUGGGGAAGCGCUGCUGCGUCCCGCGCCUCAGCCCGGGCCUGGCCCGGCCUGCCGAGACCGGAGUGUAGUGCUCGGCUCGGCCCGGUCAGUAGCGCCUCAGCCAAGGGAGAGGGCCCCGGUAAGUCCUGAUCUGGUCCGCUCCAGGCGCCCCAUCCCACUCCCCGUAUCCCCGGGCGUGGGACUGUGCAGGGGCACCCCGCUCUCCCCCCGGGCGCCUCCGUAGGUCUGCACAAGGGUUAGACCAGGAGGGGUUCGUGUUGCUGAACUGUCUAAAGCAUAUUUAUAAAAUUACUGUCCGGGGAUCCCAAGAUGGGGGGCAGCCCCCAAUAUCAGCACAAUAUCAGUGUCGUCAUAUAUCACAAUGGCAGUUCCUGUCAGCAUGAAAGCCUUGACUCUCUCUAUGUAAACUGGAACCUAUGAUGAUGGUGUUAAUUGCAAUAUAAUUGUCCUCCUAAAAACGUCUCCUAUCAGCAGUAUGGGAUUCUUGGGUAAGGCAUUUGGUACCAUUCACAUGGGCUGGCAUGUUUCCCAGCAGAGUAAAAGACCUAUAUUGUGCAUCAUGUAUUCUUGCAAAACUGGGCAGCCAGAGAACCCAAGGAAUUUACUUGUGUCAUAUAUGAUAGAACCUUUCAUCUCCCAGUCAAAUCUAGCACAAAUCACUAAUGACUAUAUGUAGUUUCUGUCUGAUAUCUGUUUCGUGUUCUGUCAUGAAAAAAGUUAGGGUGCUGGCCAGUUCCUUGCAAAGACAUUUUCCUACCAAUAUUAUUUUAUUAUUGAGUGAGCUAAGCUGAUUUAUGGAACAACAACAAAAAACAAGGCCUCUGGCCUAAAGUAUUGGAUACAUAUGGGUCCUUCUCUCUGCACAGUUCCUUGUCUCUACACAGAGGCUCUGUUGACUUCAGUAGGUUGUUCCCCAAAACAAGGGUUGACUUCCUCACAUGUGAUCAAUCUGAUUGUAGGAUCAGACUUUAAUUUUAGGUUGUCAACCUUCCUGUCCUUUAGGUCCUUCCUUAAAACUUUCUCUUUUCAACUAGCCAUCCACCACUAACCAUCUACAAAUACUUUUAUGCUUGGCCACAUGUUCAUAUUUAAUUUAAGCUUAUUAAAAUAAAAAUUUCGCAACUAACAAGUUGUGUGAUAAAAAUAAACCAAAUCACAUUAUUUUGUUUCAGCCUUUCCGCCUUCUUUGCCUGUAUUUCAAAUUUAGGCUGUGAUCCUGCAAGCUGUUCCCAGCAGACAAAUCCUUUCAGUGACUUUAGUGGGGCUCCCUGUGAGCAUAGUGGUCUCCAUGCAAAGAGAAAUUGAUAGUAUUCAGGCCUUGGACUGUAAGGCCAGGUUUACAAAACUUUUGCCACUAAUGUCAGUUAGGAAUGUGAUUUUCCUACAACAUUUUUAUGCUGGCAAAAGCCCUGGUGCAGAUGCAGUUUUAUUGGCUUUUGUUGUGUGCUUUUGCUGAUAUAGUUCCUUGAGUAAAAAAAAAAAUCUAGUAUAAGCUGUAACAGAAAAGAACUGUUUUGCCAGUGUAAACUACAUCUACACUAGGAGUAUUUGCUGGUAUAGCUAUAUUGACAAACCUUUCUACUGUAGACAAAGCCUAAGGCAAGGGCUUUCUCUUUUUUGCAUAAAGCACCAUGCAUGCCACUGGUACAGUAGAAAUGAAAUAACAGAAAUCGCCACCCUAGUUCAUAUUGGCACAAGGACAGGUUGGAGGGAAAGAGGCAGAAGGCAUCAUGCUUGGGGGGGAAAAAGUACAGAAGACUCUGUGCCCACUAGAGUAAUGGCUCUCAACCAGGAGGUCUGUGGCCCCUGGGGAGUCACGAGCAGCUUUCAAGGAAUCUGCCAAGCAGGGAUGGCAUUUGACUCACUGGGGUCCAGGGCAGAAAGCCAAAACCUGAGCCCUGCCAUGGGUGGUGUCGGGCUCUGGGCAGUUGCCCUAAUGCUGGACCUGGCUUUUAAAUGCAGAAAAAUAGUUGCUAUGGCACAGGUGGGCCAAGGAGUUUUUAUAGCAUGUUGGAGGGGCCUCAGAAAAAAGGUUAAGAACUCCUACAUUAGAGACUAUUCUCUUCCAGAGCCUAGAAUGAAACCCAAGAUUCCUGAGUCUCACCAUUCCUCUGCAUUUAGCAAAUAUCUGUGUAAAUUGCUGUCAAAAUGUCGUCUCAUCUUCUAGUACUGGUCUACAUAAAGCAUGACAACUUACUAUUUAUUUACUGCUGCUGUUUACUCAAUUAGCUCAAGUGGCAGAGGAUCUAAAGGGUCCAACCCUGCUGGUGAACCAUGUGGGUUUCAGUAUGAUGCCACAUGAUAUAGAAUGUCUAGGGUUUUUUGUUUGUUUGCUCUUUUAAAAAAAAAAAUCUGGGAAAUUAGACUCUUAAAUCAUUAUUGAGUUUGCAAACUCAAGUACCCAAAAGUUAGGAAAUUCCCUACACAACCUUAAUUUGGCCACUUUCUGCAUAUGUAUUACAAUACAGUCUUUCAUCACAUGAUCACAUACUAUUUUUUCCACAGGACCCCUGCCUCAUUGAGUGCAUAGAUGGACCUGCUCUGGGAAUGAAUAGGGUUAUAUAGUGAAAGGGCCUGUUAUCUGUAGGACCCCUGCUUGGUUGUUGUCGAAUUUGAAGAUGUACAGCUGUUGAGGCAGAUGAUUAGAGGAAGAGAAAGAAUGGCUUCAAUCCCUGCAUUUGCCACAAAGAUCAUAUGUGAUGCUAGGCAAGCCACUUAAACCGAACUUUUCACAGGCUUAUAUGAAUCCUAUAGCCAUGGCCAGAUCACGAGGUCCUUCCCAAUCUGCAGGGCCAACAAUACAGGACUACCUGAAUAGACCAAGGCCUACAUGGGAAGAAGUGAAAGAACAACUAGAAAAGAAAAAGAAAGGAUCGAGGGCAUUGGCUGAGUUUGAAGAAAAGAUGAAUGAGAAUUGGAAGAAAGAACUAGAAAAACACAGGGAGAAAUUAUUAGGUGGAAGUGAGAGUUCCUCCAAAAAGAAAGAGAAAAAGAAAAAGGAAAAGAAGAAAUCAAAUAGGUUGUCUUCAUCUUCCUCUUCUUCAUCAAGCUCUGAUUCUUCCAGCAGUUCAUCUGAUUCUGAUGAUGAGGAUAAGAAACAAGGGAAAAAACGGAGAAAGAAGAGGUAUCGCUCCUUGCGGAAAUCUUCUGAAAGCUCUACUUCUGAUUCUGAAUCGGAUAGCAAGGAUAGCACAAAAAAGAAAAAAUCAAAGGAAGAACAUGAAAGAGAAAAGGACAACAAAAGUCUUAGUAGGAAAAGGAAGAAAAUUGAUCGUGGGAAUGGACCUUUAUCAUCUGAGUCCUUAUCGGAGUCAGAACCUACAGAGGAGAAGAGGCUUCCACUGUCAAAAGCUGAGUUAGCAUUUCAGCAAACUCUGGUUCCAGAUACUCAGACAGUGACUUCCUCCAGUUCAGUGGUACAAGUGAAAAAGAAAAAAAACAGUGAAGAAAGAGAGAAAGUAACAGAUAAAACAAAAAAGAGAAAGAAGCACAAGAAACAUGGUAAAAAGAAGAAAAAGAAGACGGCUGGUUCAAGUUCAGAUUCAGAAUAACACUUAAAAAUCAAGCCUGUCCCUUCAACAAAAGUGCAAUGACAAAAGGAAACUUCAACUGUGAAAAUUAUCGCAAACUUUACCACACUGCAUGAGUUUUCCAGUGUUUUAGAAAUAUUACUAGACUUUCAAUAGCCAGCCAGGUGCUAAUGUGCCCGAAAAGUCCAUUGUUGUUGCCUGCUGCUUAAUACCUGGGGUACAAUUUUUUUUUUAAUUACAGUAGCCAGUGUUAGUUUAAAAUCAUAAGAGAGGGAGGUCCAGCUAAUAUGUAAAAUAUUAGGAAAUAGAGUGCAACCUUUUAGAUACUAAAAAUAGUGUUUUAACAAGUUAGUAAUAUAGUCCAAUUUUUAAAUCUGCAGAAAUAAAAUCAAAAAUUCAUCUUGAAGAGGAAUAUAACACAAGACUAUUGAUACUUGCUGACUACUACUGCCAUUUGUGAAAUGGGAAUAGAAUAGUAACAGUUUUAAAGGUUACUUUUGUAGAAGUAUUUAUGAUAAUUUUGCCCUUUAUUUUCUUUUGGGAGUGUUACCAUUUUGCUAGCUGAAUUAGGGUGCCUUUGAUCCUUGCAAAAUCUAACUAUUUUUAAUAGUACAACAGCUAUAUUUCCUAGGGAGAUCAGAACUGGUAUCAGCAGGUUUUCCUGAAUAAACAAUUCUGGGCCUCUAGCAUGUACUUUUUCAUUAAGUAAGAGCAGUGACACACUGCAGCAUAACUUGACAUCCAAAAAUUAAAGACUUUACCUCCACUAACUGAAAUGAUGCUGAAUACUGUGCUAUUAAUAUGCAUUAUAUCAUUUAAAGUAAUUUUGAGUUUAAAUGAACAUUUUUGGCAAACACUGGUAGCUUUUUUCCUUUGCAUUGCCAUUGAGAUAUUUAGAAUUAUUUUGUAUGUUUUGUACCAUUUUUAAAUAACGUACAGGUUUUCAGUUGUAACUAGUGAUUUAUUUUUUUUAUGAAUUAUGUUCCAGGUGUGGAGUUUCAUGUAUGUAUUUACUUUAUUCUUAUAGUAAGUUCAUUUGCUGUGAUAAAAUGCACACUUGCUGAAAAUAUUUAGCAUGUAAAAAGCAGGGUUUUGAUAUCUAACAGCUUCAUAUUGAAGCUGAUUUUACUCUAAGCAAGUUCAGUGGCAGACCUGUUAUGCGGAUGUGUCUUGUUAUAUAAAACUACUGCCAGAAUCUCAGUAAAGAUACUCUAAAAAGUU
Messenger RNA from Trachemys scripta elegans, 4761 nucleotides. RefSeq names its product family with sequence similarity 133 member B (gene FAM133B). Lineage: Eukaryota; Metazoa; Chordata; Testudines; Emydidae. The transcript is spliced from 12 exons. Bases 2710 to 3561 code for a protein of 283 amino acids. The record is from RefSeq and is a predicted model, not a curated record.